UCAAGCAGGAGAGAACCGUGCUUCUGUCUUGUGCCUCAGGAAUGGACUCAUUGCCACACUGUAUCUUGGAAAAAAGGAAGGAGAGGCUGCACACUCUGAGCUGGCUGGAGAAUCUGGGGAAGAAAUAGCAAGAGGAAGCAAGGAAGGAAGCCAUGGCAAGCAAGUAUAACUACCUACCUCUACAACAUCGGUUAAUUCGGAUGCACAGUGCUUGAGCUUUGCAUUGGGAUUUUGUGAAGGGUCAACAUGGGGAGGAGAGGUGCUCUGCUUCUGACUCUGGCUCUUGUUUGCUUCUUCUCAGGUGCGAUGAGGCGCGCGGACUCGGCUCGCGUGUUCACGAUCAUCAACCAGUGCAAGAAGGACAUCUGGCCGGCGGUGACGCCAGGGGAGAGCUUCGGCGGCGGCGGGUUUGCGCUCCGGCCCGGGCAGUCCAUCGUGUUCACUGCGCCCGUGGGGUGGUCUGGCCGCGUGUGGGGCCGGACUGGUUGCGACUUCGACCCCGCCGGGAAUGGCACGUGCGAGACGGGCGCGUGCGGGACGUCGCUGCAGUGCGCGUCGUCCUCCGGCGCCACGCCGGCGAGCCUGGCGGAGUUCACGCUGGCGUCGGUGGACUACUACGACGUGAGCCUCGUGGACGGCUUCAACCUGCCGAUCGUGGUGACGCCCAAGGCAAGCGCCAACGGGUCGAGCUGCGCAGUGGCCGGGUGCGACGGCGACCUGCGGCAGGACUGCCCGUCGGAGCUGGCUGUGAAGGGCGACGGGGGCACGGUGGUGGCCUGCCGGAGCGCCUGCGACGUGUUCGGCACCGACCAGUACUGCUGCCGUGGGCAGUACGCGAACCCGGUGACCUGCCAGCCGACCUUCUACUCCAAGAAGUUCAAGGCGGCCUGCCCCGGCGCCUACAGCUACGCCUAUGACGACCCCUCCAGCAUCUUCACCUGCGCCCAGUCCCCUGACUACACCAUCAUAUUUUGCUCCAACAGGAAGCAAUCCGUGUGCUCCUACCACAACGAGCGGCUCGUCUGCAGUGGCUCCAGUGGAAGCACCUCUGCACUGACCCUGCUGCUGCUGCUGCUGCUCUCCAGCUUCAUAGCAUUACAAUUUGCACUCCCAGUAUAGUUAAGUGUUAACUGAAGAACAAACUGACCUGAUGUAGUGUUUUCCUAGUUUUUAUUCCUCUCCGAGAGAGAAACUGAAGUAGAUGUUUUUCUUUCAUUAAACGUCCGCGCCGUCACUCCGAGCCCAUGUGAAUGUAAUUAUUCUUUGGAUAAAUACAGACAUCAUGAGUGAUUUUUUUCUUCUCUUUCUCUGCUUUUAUAAUCGUCUGUUCUGGUGUAAGUGGAGACACAGCACCGCACCGGUGCCUGAAAUGAUUCUUGUGUGAUGUGGUGUAGCAACAACGGAUCAUGGAAACCGUGCAGAGGAACACUGCUGAGUUUGGAAAUGACACCAGGGAAAAUCUUUCUGGGAAAUCUGGAUUAUUCUGAUUCGUUCUGUC
Molecule: messenger RNA, 1498 nt
Organism: Lolium perenne
Lineage: Eukaryota; Viridiplantae; Streptophyta; Magnoliopsida; Poales; Poaceae
Product: pathogenesis-related thaumatin-like protein 3.5
Source: RefSeq, a predicted model, not a curated record